Trematomus bernacchii (emerald rockcod) is the source of this 1401-nucleotide messenger RNA. It is a transcript of the gene tdp2b, whose product is annotated as tyrosyl-DNA phosphodiesterase 2b. The coding region runs from base 71 to 1153 and encodes 360 amino acids. Lineage: Eukaryota; Metazoa; Chordata; Actinopteri; Perciformes; Nototheniidae. Gene Ontology annotation, biological process: double-strand break repair. Gene Ontology annotation, cellular component: cytoplasm; PML body. Gene Ontology annotation, molecular function: protein binding; 5'-tyrosyl-DNA phosphodiesterase activity; single-stranded DNA binding. The record is from RefSeq and is a predicted model, not a curated record. The transcript has 7 exons.
UUAACAGGUGCACCUGAGAUAACUUGCAGAGGAAAACAUUCAUUUAUGUCCGCAAUAGUGGCUAUAAAAAAUGGCCUCAACAUCUGCCUCGGAAAAACCCUCAGUUUCUAAUGUGGAAGAAAACAGAAGUCGCCUGUGCAGUGAGUUUGCGGGCAUAACAGGAGCUGAUAGCGCGGUGGCUCAGUGCUACCUGGCGGAAAAUGAGUGGGAGAUGGAGAAAGCUAUGAACUCAUUCUUUGAGGCUGAUUUGGAGAAAGUAUUUGAAGAAGAUAUGUCAGACAGUGAGAGCAGCUCCAAAAGAAAGAGACAGAAAAUUGAGGAAAAACCUCCAGUAGAAUGUAUAGAUUUGACUGGAGAGAGUCCUGUCUCCACACGCAAACCACCAGAAGAAGACGACAACAAACUGUCUCUGAUCUCCUGGAACGUGGAUGGACUGGAUACGGACAACAUUGGAGAGCGGGCCAGAGGCCUGUGCUCCUACGUAGUCUUAUACACUCCGGACGUGGUGUUCCUUCAAGAGCUCAUUCCACCUUACGUCCUGUAUUUGAAGAAACGGGCUGUCAGUUACCUACUCAUUGAAGGUGGUGAGGAGGGUUACUUCACUGGGAUCAUGCUGAAGAAGUCAACAGUCAAAUUUGUGGAGAGUGAGAUAGUAACUUUCCCCUCUACUCAAAUGAUGAGGAAUCUGCUCGUAGCUCAGGUGACUUUCAAAGGACAGAAGCUGUGCCUGAUGACUUCCCACCUGGAGAGUUGUAAAGCGCAAGCAGGGGAGCGGAUGAAACAGCUGCGGGUUGCUCUGCAGAGGAUGAGAGAGGCCCCUGACGACGUCACCGUCCUGUUUGGAGGGGACACAAACCUGAGGGACACUGAGGUUGCCAAGGUGGGUCUCCCCCCACAGGUCAGCGAUGUGUGGGAGCGACUGGGAAAGCAGGAGCACUGCCGUUACACAUGGGACACCAAAGCCAAUAACAACAAGGCUCUUCCUUACGUCAGUCGCUGCCGCUUCGACCGUGUCUACAUCCGCCCAGCAACCAAGGAGGGCGUCCCCCGCCUGGCCCCCGACCACAUGGCCCUGUUGGGUCUGGAGAAGCUGGACUGUGGACGCUUCACUAGUGAUCACUGGGGAAUCUACUGUAGCUUCAUCGUUGCGUAGAAAUGCACACAAAAAAGAUCCUGAAACUUGUCCUUUAAAGUUUAAUAUGAGCUCUUAAAUUGAGGCCUUGUCAGUGCUGGCAUUAGAAAACAAACAUUUCUCUGUGAUUGAAGAUCUGACCUCCUCUGAAUGUUGGUUACCUGUACAUUUUAUAUCCUGAUUUAGUCUCUGACAAAGCCUUUUUUUUUUUGUAUAAUUACUUAAUGAAUCUGGGAAAAUACCAAUAAAUGUUAAAAUAUCAAAGUUUG